This is a messenger RNA of Saccoglossus kowalevskii, 588 nucleotides long. Its product is annotated as kielin/chordin-like protein. Lineage: Eukaryota; Metazoa; Hemichordata; Enteropneusta; Harrimaniidae. The record is from RefSeq and is a predicted model, not a curated record.
GGAAUGACAGCACUAUCGAGCACAUCAGAACAAGAGUAGUUUCUUUCAAUGUUACCGUAGGGAUGGAAUAUGCUACUGUUAAUGGAAUGGACGUGCUGACAGGAAAUAAAGGUCGUGUUACUAUGGCUAGAGCAAUCCGCAUUCAAGAGGCAAAGAACAUGAUUACAUUAGAAUUCACAUCCAAUAAUACAACAUUCACCUUGAUAUGGGCUCUGAGGAAACACGUCUUAAAUGUAUCUGUACAAGGCUCUGCAUACGAUGGACGUCUAUGUGGUUUGAUGGGUAACGCCGAUGGUGACACCCAUAAUGACUUUCAAACCCCCGAUGGCGCUGCUGUGCUUGACGCUAUUGCGUUCGGAGAAAGCUGGAGAGUGACAGGCCAAAGAUGCGAGUAAUGUCAGAAGAUCGGGAUAUGCCUAAUAUGGAUUUCGGAAUAUAGAUAAAGUCCAGAAAAAAAAGGGUUAUUAAUUGGAAUAUAUUACUUCCAUAUUGGUGGAGGUUUGCCUUUGUCGGUGGUCGUAUAGAAUUAUUUUAGAAUGGUAGUAAAUAAAUGCAUAUUAAUGGAAUAAACAAUUUCAUUAACGAAAA